This is a messenger RNA of Eupeodes corollae, 1218 nucleotides long. RefSeq lists its product as uncharacterized. The transcript has 2 exons. The record is from RefSeq and is a predicted model, not a curated record. NCBI's taxonomy places the organism in Eukaryota, Metazoa, Arthropoda, Insecta, Diptera, Syrphidae. The coding region runs from base 99 to 773 and encodes 224 amino acids.
AAUAAAUACACUGGAGUGAAGAGGCAAAAUAUCGGUGCUUUGUCUUUGAGUGAGAAAACAAAUAAGAAUUAAUUUAUACAGAAGUUAAUAAUCCAAAAAUGACAACAAUAAUUGAUUUGAGUUCAGAUGAUGAAACGCCACCAGCGCCAAAGCCACAAGGGAUGAGCGUUGCUUCUACGCAACAACAUAAAACCUAUCAACGCGUAAGAAAGCAACAGCAUUGCCAGGCAUCAAAAACACAACCAAUAGAAAUAAAAGAUGACAACCUAAGUCAAUUGCGUUUGCAUCAAAAAGAUUUGGAUUUUAUUGAUCAUGUCGUUAUGAUUUGGUUACAUCGUGCAAGAAAAGGUUACAAAAAUAUUGAAAUGCCUGAUGAUAUUUUAAAAGCAAAAGCCAACGAGGCAGUGAAUGUGAUGAAAUUGGAUAAGAGUUUGUUUUGUGAAAACACUUGGAUAAUGGGAUUCCAUGAAAAAUUGAAAAAGCUGAAAGAAAGUAAACAAAUGAUCGAAUAUGGAAAAAGUAAAAUGUUCAAAAUUGAAGCAAUUAUUGAUGCAGAAAAUAGUUCUUUCUACAGAAAUUAUGAUGAGAAUAAGUUUAAGGAAACCAAAAGGCUUUUAAAAGAGACACAUAAAGAAAAAUUGGCACAGGAACUUAAGGAAAUCGAGGAUACACAACAAAAACAGCUGGAAAAUAUGUUGCAACAGCAAAAGAAGCAUUUGGAAUGGGUAAAAGAAGCACAGAAACAACAAAUUGCGAGAAUUAAAUACGCUUAAAAAAUUCGUCUGCAAAAAGAAGAAGAAAAGAAGUAUAUCGAAUGGCAGAAGGAACAAAAACUUAAACAAGAUCCAACACCUGCAACGGUAACCAAAUUACGAUUUGGUGUACUGUGCAAACAAGAAGAUAUAAACAUUGCGGAAGGGUGUCGAGUACGAGCUGAAUCCCAGAACGGUUUAUCAGGAUCUGAGCAAAGAGUGACGUUAUGUGAGACUAUAAAAGUGGAGGAUGUGGAUGUGCUAGAUGAACCGAUAAAGUCAUAUGAAGAAGUUUUGGAUUGUUUGGUACUUGUUGAAAAUUACUUUUUAUCCUCCCGGAAUCUUAAAGCUGCCAUGUUUGUGGAUCAAAUAGAAACUUUUGUAAAACAACAAUUAAAUUCGUAGCUUAUUUGUUAAAUCCCUGCCUAAGGAAUAAAAUUAAGGUUUUAAUACUUUUCAAGAAAAA